Molecule: messenger RNA, 1578 nt
Organism: Terrapene triunguis (Three-toed box turtle)
Lineage: Eukaryota; Metazoa; Chordata; Testudines; Emydidae
Product: glycogenin-1-like
Exons: 9
Coding region: 263-1510 (415 amino acids)
Cellular component (GO): cytoplasm
Molecular function (GO): glycosyltransferase activity
Source: RefSeq, a predicted model, not a curated record
UGUCUCGCAUGCACGCUAGAGCCUCCGGAUGGUCAGGCUUUGUCCCCUGCUAAUGACCGUGCUGCUGCGGGGGCUGAAGGGAGCAUGACUUUGUAAUUCCCUUCCUGGCUCUCCAGCCGCAGGAAGGAGGCCAAUUACCAGCUGGGGAUUUGUCCACUCAGCCCAGGCCUGUUGGGAGCCAGGGAGACGGGCUGGAGUUGUUGCUGCUGCCAGUGUCCUUACCCUACACACCAACAACAGCCUACCCUUCUGGCUUGAGAGGAUGGCUGUAGCAGAUCAGGCAUUUGUGACCCUUGGUACAGAUGAUGUUUAUUGCCAAGGAGCUCUGGUUCUUGGACAGUCCUUGAGGAAUCACAUGACAUCUAGAAAGCUGGCCAUACUAAUUACACCACAGGUCUCCAGUGUCAUGAGGGCUGUCCUCUGCAGUGUGUUUGAUGAAGUGAUUGAAGUGGAUGCAAUUGACAGUGCUGACUCGAUGCACUUGGCUCUGCUGGAGAGGCCAGAGCUGGGUGUAACCUUCACCAAACUUCACUGUUGGACUCUCACUCAGUAUAGCAAAUGUGUCUUUAUGGAUGCAGACACUUUGGUGUUAUGUAACAUUGAUGAACUGUUUGAACGGGAAGAGCUUUCAGCAGCUCCUGAUUCUGGCUGGCCAGAUUGCUUUAAUAGUGGCGUAUUUGUCUUUCGUCCUUCUGUAGAAACUUAUAACCGUCUGCUGCAGUUUGCUACUGAACAUGGCAGCUUUGAUGGUGGUGAUCAAGGCUUACUAAAUAGUUUCUUCAGUAACUGGGCAACAACAGAUAUUGGCAAACAUUUACCAUUUAUCUACAACUUAAGCAGUAGUGCUAUCUACACGUAUGUUCCUGCUUUCAAACAUUUUGGCAGAGAUGCAAAGGUAGUUCAUUUUUUGGGGUCAGCAAAGCCCUGGCACUACAAGUACAACCCUCAAACAAGAACAAUUAUGCAGGAUGGCUCCACGUCAGGAUCUCAGCAUCAGUUCUCAUAUCUUGUACUCUGGUGGAAGAUAUACUAUGCUAGCAUAUUGCCUUUGUUAGAAAAACUUCCAGAGAUGGAAGACAUGGAAUCCCAGGGACAAAAGCACAUUUUCAAUGGAGAUGAAAUUAGACUGAAAAAUGAGAAUCCUCUUAUCAAUUCUCUGCAAAUCCCUGUGUUUCCAGAACAGACAUCUGAAAUAGACAACACUACUUGCCCACCUGAAGAGUUUGAUACUAAAACUCCACCUGUACCUCAAGUUGAACAACACAAUUCUGAAGUCCGUCUCCCUGAGCCAGACCAGCCAUUAGAACAGCUUGCCUUUCAUCCUGCCCCUCAGCAAACCUUGAAACUGGAUGAGACUACCCAUCUUAUUUCUGAGCUGUCCACUCAGCUGAAACCGGAAGAGCCAAAUGCAGAAGAUGAACGGAAGAAGUGGGAGGAAGGCCGUAUGGACUACAUGGGGAAGGAUGCUUUUGAACAUAUUAAAAAGAAAUUGGAUACAUUUUUAAAGUAGACUCAAUUGUAAUGCAAUAUAUUGACCAGCCACUGUUUGCAUUUGUGGUGUACAUGCAAUCCCUGGGA